AUGAUUUUUUCAAAGCCUCGUUAUGCAACAGUCAUCUCAGCACUCUGCAUCUUUGCAUUAAUCAAGGGAAAAAGCAUGAUGUGUCACGGAUUUUCGGAUACUCAAAUCCAUCAAGUUAUUUCUCCAUCGUCUGAUAAUAAUAAUAAUGAUGUUGCCCAUCAAAGACUAUCAAGCCGUCGACACCUAACUUUCCUUUCUGCACAAGUCGAUAUCAACCAAGAUAUUGAUGACGAGAUGCUGUCAAAACGAGAGGCUUUGCUCCAACGCAACAAAGGUUCCUCUGAAAGACUCGUGGAAUGGGCAUUACUGUCCACCAACAAUGAAUCGGAAACACCCAAUGAUGAACCACCGCCCGUGACUAUUGGUUCUUCGACGAUCGGCAAUGGGAAUGGUAUAUUCGUAAAUCGAUCCUUCCAACGAAAUGAACUCAUCAUGACCAUUCCACACGACAAAAUAAUCAGCAUUGAAAAUGCAUGGGACGACGAAUCCUUGGGCCCUGAAUUCAUGUAUCUGACAGACGUUGGUGGUCCUGGAGCCAAACUUGCCACCUUGGCUGGGUUUGUCGCCAAAGAAGCUUGUGGUCAGAUCGAUGGUAUCUUUGAGAGGCAAAACGAUUCUUGCAAAUCCUCGAAUUGGCAGGAGUAUCUCGAUUGUUUGCCUUGGACCGACGACCAUCCACUGUGGUGGACCGACGGGGAGACGAACCGAUUACUCAAAGGAUCUAGUAUUGACGAAGAAGUAAUAUCCACGAGAAUGCAAGUUUCGAAUGCCGUUGAAAACAUCAAGGGGCUCUUUCUAAACUAUUAUAUCAAUCGAGAUGAAAUUAAUGGUACAGCCGUGGAUAUGGACGAACAGACUAAAGCCAGAGCACUAGAGAAGAUUGAGAUUGCACUUCGAUCUGCCUUUUGUAUGCUUUUAUCAAGAGCAUUCGAGGAUGAAGAAACAGACUGUAUGAAGCUAAUACCUCUUUUGGAUAUGACUCAGCAUAAGGACGAGGCCCAAGAAAACAUUUCACACUCGACAAAUCCAGCCACUGGCGACAUCCGAGUUACAGCAAAGCGAGACUUGGAGGCGGGAGAGGAACUUUUCAACUGCUAUUCCACUACACUGAGUCCAGCACAAUUUCUGCCUGUGUUCGCCUUUGUGCCCAAUGAUAUGGGAUUAUCUGGCCAACAGCUACUGGAAGAUAAGGACCCAAUCCUUUUUCCCGUGCAAUCAUAA
Molecule: messenger RNA, 1221 nt
Organism: Cylindrotheca closterium
Lineage: Eukaryota; Bacillariophyta; Bacillariophyceae; Bacillariales; Bacillariaceae
Source: the annotation of a GenBank genome assembly